ACCAUGGAAGUUUAUCCUAAGAAUUUUCACAUUGCAGUUUUUCCAUGGCUUGCUUUUGGUCACAUAAGUCCAUUCUUUGAGCUUGCUAAACUUAUAGCUCAAAAGGGUCACAAAAUUUCCUUUAUUUCAACACCUAGAAACAUGAAACGUCUCUCUAAACUACCUCAAAAUUUACAACCUUUGGUAAACUUGAUAGAACUUCCACUUCCUCAUAUAGAAAAUCUCCCUAAGAAUGCAGAAGCCACUAUGGACAUUCCAACACACAUUGUUCCAUAUCUCAAGAAAGCAUUUGAUAGUCUUCAACAACCUUUGAUUGAAUUUUUGGAAAAAUCCAAACCUGAUUGCUUCAUAUAUGACUUUGCACCUUAUUGGUUACCACCAAUAUUAUCAAAGCUUGGCAUCUUAAGUAUAUUUUUCUCAAUUUAUAGUGCAUUUGGUAUGUCUUUUGCAGUGGAAUUCAUACGUGGAAGAAAGUCAAAUGAUGAUGACAGUAUUCUUUCUGCUGUACACUAUGAACAAAAUGAAUCUGGUGUUUCAGAUAAGCUCAGAGUCAAAGAAACCUGUUUUGGUGCUGAUUUUAUUGCUAUAAGAAGUUGCAUGGAUGGAGAUUGAAGGUAAGUAUAUCUUGAAUCACUUGAAAAUUUGAGCAAGAAAAAAGUUAUUCCAGUUGGAUUAUUGCCACCUUCACUACAAUUCAGUGAAGACAAAAAGGAUGAGAAUUGCUAUACAAUCUUUAAGUGGUUGGAUAAACAGGAAAAAAAGUCGGUGAUUUAUGUUGCAUUUGGAAGUGAAGUGACAUUAAGUGAUGAAGAAUUUUUUGAGAUAGCUAAAGGAUUAGAGUUAUCUAGUUUUCCUUUUCUUUGGAUUGUGAAAAACCAAGUUAAACAUGAUUGGCUUGUUGAGAAUCAAUUAAAUAAGAAUGGAUCACCACAGUUGAGAAUCUUAGCACAUGAGUCAAUUGGAGGAUUUUUAACACACUGUGGUUGGAGUUCAGUGAUAGAGAGUCUUAAAUUUGGAUGUCCACUUAUUAGGUUACCAUUUGAAAAUGAAGAAUGUUAUCUCAUAAGUUUGAAGAGAUGCAUCAUAUUUUCUUUUUAUGGAUCGUAG
Messenger RNA from Trifolium pratense (red clover), 1107 nucleotides. RefSeq names its product putative UDP-rhamnose:rhamnosyltransferase 1. Lineage: Eukaryota; Viridiplantae; Streptophyta; Magnoliopsida; Fabales; Fabaceae. The transcript has 2 exons. Gene Ontology annotation, molecular function: UDP-glycosyltransferase activity. The record is from RefSeq and is a predicted model, not a curated record.